CGUAAAGAUAACCCCAGGGGGUGACAAAGAUGGGGUGCUGGGCCAGGCUGAAGUCCUCUGACUGGGCUUAUCCCACUGCAGUCCUGGCAUUCUAUGGAUUUUUUGCCAACUGCAGAAUCGCAGAGCCUUUCCUCGCUCCGUACCUAAUUGGGCCUCAUAAGAACAUCUCUGAGGAAGUGGUGACAAACUACCUUUUCCCCAUCUGGACGUACUCCUACCUGGCCUUCCUUUUCCCAGUCUUCCUACUGACGGACCUCCUGAGGCACAAGCCGCUCAUUGUGCUGCAGGGACUCUUCCUGCUCGUCAAUUAUGUCCUGCUCUGCUUUGUCCCGGGACUGCCUGCCAUGGUCUUCCUUGAGAUUAGCUAUGCCGUUGUGACAGCCUCAGACGUGGCCUACUUUUCCUACAUUUACAGCGUCAUUCCCAUGGAGAAUUACCAAAGAGCCACCGGUUACCUCCGAAGCGCUGUGCUUUUUGGGUACACAUUUGGUGCCGGCCUGGGUCAAGUUCUCAUCUCACUGGCAGGCCUAGACUACUUCCACAUCAAUGCCAUCACUCUGGGCGUCGUAAGCGUGGCUUUUCUCCUCUCCUUCUGGUUGCCAAAGCCCAAGAGGAGCAUGUUCUUCAAAGGGAGGAAGGCUGUGGCUUUGGGCCAAAAGUCCCAGCAGGCGAGGCCGGUGGGAGCGGCUGAUGAAACGGUGUCGGACGCUGGCUCCGGGAAACGGAAGAUGGAGCAUAACGACAGCACUGGCUGGUGCGGCGGGGAAAAUAUUGUCAAUGCGGGUCAUUUACUUUGGCAAAGCUUCAGGGAGUCCUACUCCUCCAGGCAUUUGAUCUACUGGUCCCUUUGGUGGGCUCUGGCCACAGCUGGGUAUACACAAAUAAUGAACUACAUCCAACUAAUGUGGGACCACAUUGAACCAUCUGCCACAUCAUCCGUCUACAACGGAGGUGUAGAAGCCGCAUGUUCUCUUGUUGGCGCUGCGGCGGCUUUGUCAGUCAGUCACAUCAAGGUGAACUGGACCGUGUGGGGAGAGUUGGCGCUGGGCGUGUUUUCAGCCAUCGGAGCAGGCGCCGUGUUUCUCACAGCGCUCGCCAGCAACAUCUGGGCCUGCUAUGCUGGCUACGCGCUGUUCAAAUCCUGCUACAUGCUCCUCAUCACCGUCACCACAUUUCAGAUUGCUGCCAACCUCUCCUUGGAAUGUUACGCUCUGACGUUUGGGAUCAACACGUUUGUGGCCCUGGUGCUGCAGACCGUCAUGACACUUAUUUUUGUCGAUGAAGCUACGUUAGGGGUGGACAUUGUGACGCAGUUCAUCAUCUACGGGAGCUACUAUGCUGUCAUCUCUGCGCUCUUUGUGAUUCGAGGGGUCUACACCGUUUGUGCAACGCGUAGCUCUCCAGGACCAUCAGAUAUGCAAAAAGAGCGUGAUGACACUGCAGAGGUCAUCUAUGCUGAAUCUUUCUGAGCAAGAACAAGCAGUAUUUAAUAAGUAUACCUUGGACUUUGGGGUAUCGUCAUCAAAAGGGGUCAUAUUAUGAAUUUUUUUUUCUACAUUUGAAACACUUCAUUGUGGUCUACUUAACAUGUUAUGGUGGUUCUUGGUGAACAAUUUGCAUAGAUUUUGUUUUACAGACCUAUUUGUAGGCCAUAUGUUUGCUCCCUUUGAAAACAAGCUGUUUUGGAGAUGCAAAUGAACCCCC
Messenger RNA from Nerophis lumbriciformis (worm pipefish), 1704 nucleotides. RefSeq names its product solute carrier family 19 member 3b (gene slc19a3b). Gene Ontology annotation, cellular component: plasma membrane. Lineage: Eukaryota; Metazoa; Chordata; Actinopteri; Syngnathiformes; Syngnathidae. The record is from RefSeq and is a predicted model, not a curated record. Gene Ontology annotation, biological process: transmembrane transport; vitamin transport. Gene Ontology annotation, molecular function: vitamin transmembrane transporter activity.